Messenger RNA from Aspergillus thermomutatus, 3645 nucleotides. RefSeq lists its product as uncharacterized. The record is from RefSeq and is a predicted model, not a curated record. The transcript is spliced from 7 exons. NCBI's taxonomy places the organism in Eukaryota, Fungi, Ascomycota, Eurotiomycetes, Eurotiales, Aspergillaceae. Gene Ontology annotation, biological process: transmembrane transport. Bases 1 to 3645 code for a protein of 1214 amino acids. Gene Ontology annotation, molecular function: FAD binding; transmembrane transporter activity.
AUGCCUGUGUUCACCGAGUACGCUGCAUCGUCGCGUGAACUACGCGUUCUGCCUUCCUUCGCCCCUCCACUUCCCCGCCUUUCUCCGCCAUUUACGCGUCAUGAGGGAGCUGGGAAAUAUGAAGUCGUCGUUGUCGGCGCGGGUCCAGCAGGGCUCAUGCUGCACCUGCUUCUGGCACGAUAUGGCCUCAACGACGACUCCCUGCUCUGUAUAGACGCGAAACCAGGCACGCUCAAAUCGGGCCAGGCGGACGGCCUGCAGCCCCGCACGCUCGAAGUCCUCAAAUCUCUCGGGAUCGCGGACGAGAUUCUCACCGAUGGCUGUCACAUGGAAGAGGUUGCGUUCUGGAAUCCGUCGCCUGACAAGGAGAAGGUGAUUGAGAGAACGUCUAUCGUUCCUGAUGUGGCUGUGCCUGCCCGCUUCCAACAUGAAGUCACAAUCCACCAGGGUCGCAUUGAGCGGAUCCUAGAAACAGAUCUGCUUCGGUAUUCGAAAAGAGGCGUACAGCGGAACACCAAGCUUGUGGACGUCAAGAUUGACGAGGCGGGCGAUGCUGACUUCCCAGUCGUCGCCGAGAUUGAGACGGACGGCACCCGCCGCACAAUACGCUCGAAACACUUGGUAGGCGCGGAUGGUGCCCACUCGGUCGUCCGGCGCUGCAUGGGACUCAAGCUGGUCGGCGAGUCGAUGGACCAUAUCUGGGGCGUGGUUGAUCUGGUCAUCGACACUGAUUUUCCCGAUUUUCGAAGACGCUGUGCCAUCCAUUCACCGGCCGGGUCUGUCAUGGUCAUUCCGCGGGAGCGCAUCGCGACGGGUGAUUAUUUGACCCGUCUCUAUGUUCAAGUACCUGAAGAGACACCUCCUGAAGAGGAUCAGAAGCCCGUCAAUGGGACUAGCAGUCAAUCCAAGGGAGAUGCACGCGCGCGUAGGAGCCAGGUGAACCAGGAAUCAAUUUUUCGGCAUGCGGCGGAAGCCUUCAAGCCGUACUACAUUCGACCGAAAGAAGAGGGCGCAGUCGACUGGUGGGCUGCGUACCAGAUCGGUCAGCGAGUAACGGACAAUUUCGCCGUCAAAGACUCGAAGGGAAUCAACAGGGUCUUUAUUGUGGGAGAUGCUUGUCAUACACAUAGUCCAAAGGCUGGCCAAGGAAUGAAUGUGUCAAUGAUGGAUUCGUACAACCUAGCUUGGAAACUGGUGUAUUCCCUCCAUGGCCUCACGCCUAGUUCGGUGGUUGCAGGACAACCUGAUGCUAUCGUAGACACAUACCACCUUGAGCGCCAUACGAUCGCCCAACAACUCAUCGAGUUCGAUCGUGCGUUCUCAUCCAUGUUUUCCGGCAAGAUUGGGCCGUCAGAGGACGGCGUCGAGGUACUCACGCACGAUCAGUUCCUCGAGGUUUUUAGCACGGGCAAUGGAUUCACCAGUGGCUGUGGUAUCGAGUAUCCUGGUAGCCUAACUAUAGACAAGGCUUCGGAUGACGGUGCGGAAAACCCAGUUACCGGGACAGAUUACCUGUCCGGUAUCCUUCGCCCAGGCAGAAGAUUACUCGACGUUCGAUGCAAGCGCCAUGCAGACGGGAACCGACGGCACUUGCACGAUGACUUCCAGUCGACAGGUCGCUUCCGCAUUCUGUGUCUCACGUCUUCCGACCUUCUGGAUCCCAAGGGCGUCUCCGCCCAGGUAUUGACUGCUCUUGGAUCAUCUGUCCUUCCACGCUUCCCACCAAACAUUAUUGAGCAAGUAGUUAUCCAUCCUCGCUUGCCUAAGAUGUUCAUGUGGCAUGAUGUGCCGAGUGAGCUCAAGAAACACUCGGAGAUGCGGUUCUACAGCGGUUACGAGGUGGAUGAUGUGUACAAGAUCUAUGGCGUAGACGAGACAAGGGGUGCUUUGGCUGUCGUUCGACCUGAUGGAUAUGUUGGCAUGGUGGCAGCGUUGGAUGAUGUAAAGCGUGUAGAGGAGUACCUGGAGAGAUCGGAGUCUAGACCCAGGAGAUCGGAUCUCGACAGAGUGUACUCAGGCAGACAUCUGGAUGAUCAGUCCGUCUACCAUAGCAACGACGAUGCUCCUGAAGCCAAUGCAGUAGAUUCAUCUGCAGAGGAUGAUGCCGAGAAGCACGGAGCCCCUGUGCUUGAAGUUAGAGGAGGAAUCUUGAACGAACGCGACACUGAUUUGGAAGCGGCUACUCGCGAUCAAAGUGCGCUGGAAAAGUCACGAACGGCCAGGUCUGAUAGAUCACGGCGGGAUUCUAAACUGGUAACGUGGGAUGGCCCCGAUGACCCUGAGAACCCUAAGAAUUGGUCAAACAAGAAGAAAUGGGCUGCUAUCAUCACGGUCUCUCUUUUCACUUUCAUCUCCCCGGUAUCUUCAUCCAUGGUUGCACCUGCGUUGCCAUCGAUUGCAAGCGAGUUUCAUAUCGAAGACCAGGUCUCUUCCCAACUUACUUUGUCCAUUUUCGUGUUGGCCUAUGCCGUCGGGCCUCUGUUCCUGGGGCCGCUUUCUGAGAUCUACGGAAGAGUCAUUGUUCUGCAAUUGGCCAACCUGUUCUAUCUCGUGUUCAACAUCGCAUGCGGUGUCUCGAGAACUAAGGGGCAGAUGAUCGCUUUUCGAUUCCUGUCUGGCCUGGGUGGCAGUGCUCCGUUGGCUGUUGGUGGAGGUGUGCUUUCUGACUGUUUUAAACCAGAAGAGCGCGGAAAAAGUGUUGCAAUCUACAGCCUUGCUCCGCUUCUUGGUCCAGCUGUCGGCCCUAUAGUCGGUGGCUUCAUCUCUCAAGACACCACCUGGCGGUGGGUCUUCUAUGCCACCUCCAUUGCAGAUGGAGUCAUCCAAUUUGCGGGGCUAUUCUUCCUCCGUGAAACAUACGCACCCAAGAUUCUGAAAUGGAGAGCGGAGCGGAUCCGAAAGGAGACGGGUGAUGCGGCGUAUCAGACUGAAACCGAGCGACAGAACAAAACCCUUUCUCAAACGAUGCAGACUGCGCUCGUGCGGCCGUUCCGCCUCUUGUCCACGCAACCGAUCGUUCAAGUCCUGGCCUUGUACAUGGCCUUCAUCUAUGGCACGAUGUACCUUGUCCUUUCGACCUUCAGCUCUCUGUGGACCGAUGUCUACAACGAAUCUACGGGCAUUGGUGGUCUGAACUAUAUCUCCCUCGGCUUGGGUUUCUGGUUGGGGUCUCAGAUAUGCGCUCCAAUGAAUGACCGCAUUUAUCGUCGGCUCAAAGCCCGUAACAACAAUGUCGGCAGACCCGAAUUCCGAGUACCUCUCCUUAUUGUGGGCGCUUUCCUCACCCCAGUUGGUCUAUUUAUCUAUGGCUGGACCGCUCAAUUUCGUCGCCACUGGAUCGCUCCUAACAUUGGUGCCUGUCUCUUUGGUGCUGGGAACAUCAUCGCCUUUCAGUGCAUCCAGACCUACAUGGUGGAUACAUACGCGAGAUUCGCUGCCAGCGCUUUAGCCGCGGUGGCUUUCUUACGUUGCUUGUGUGGUUUCGCCUUUCCGCUAUUUGCGCCAUAUAUGUAUAACGCCCUGCACUACGGAUGGGGCAACAGUUUAUUGGCCUUUGUUUCUAUCGGUCUGGGCAUACCGGCACCUAUAAUCCUCUGGAAGUAUGGAGAGAUUCUGCGCAAGCGCAGCCCAUACGCGGCGGGCUAG